Molecule: messenger RNA, 1867 nt
Organism: Impatiens glandulifera
Lineage: Eukaryota; Viridiplantae; Streptophyta; Magnoliopsida; Ericales; Balsaminaceae
Product: nephrocystin-3
Exons: 8
Coding region: 77-1726 (549 amino acids)
Biological process (GO): chloroplast organization
Cellular component (GO): chloroplast
Molecular function (GO): protein binding
Source: RefSeq, a predicted model, not a curated record
GUUGUUCCUAUCUGAAAAUUUCAGGAGUAUUUCACUGCUUGUAGUUCGCUCACGCACUGGCUUCUCACAGAAAGGCAUGUUAUGUUGCUCAUUUCAUCCAAGAAAAGGAUCCCAUCAUAAAUUAAACAUGGUACCUUACAAAACCACGUCAGAUAUCUAUGCCCUGAGACCUUGGGUAGCAUAUGGCUCUGUAAAUUCAAAUGGAAGAAAUUGGGAGAUAGGAGCUUCAUCAGAUACUUUGUUUUCAAAUGAUUCUCGAGGGUCUGCCGGGUUGCUUGCUGUAACAGAGAGCCCUCAAGGCAAUUCCAGUGAUUUUGAGAAGCAGUUGGAAGAGCUGUUUUAUGAAGUCAAAAGUAUGAUUAAGAUGGGAAAGGAACAGGAUGCAGCAUGCUUACUCCAAGCAAACCAUGUAGCCUUAAAAGAACAGAUGGAUGAGGGUGCCAGAGGAAUUGAAGAGGCUGCCAUUCUUGUUGUCAUUGCCUUAGGCUACAUGGCUAUCGGAGAUAUCAAGAUGGUCAGAUCGCAAAUGAAUAUGUUGAGUGGGAUUGUUGAUGAUUUAGAGGAUGAUGAACCUCUUUUAGAUUCAAUAUUAACACACAUGGGAAGCAUGUGUUCUGCUAUGGGGAAGUCUGAAAAUGCGAUGCUUGCAUACAGAAGAGCUAUUGGAAUUCUAGAGAAAAACUAUGGUAAACGUUGCACUCCCCUUAUUAACCCCUUGCUAGGGAUGGCAAAAGUACUUGGAUCAAUGGGAAGAGCAAAUAAAGCAAGCGAAGUAUAUGACCAAGUAAUCAACAUAAUGGAGGUGAACAGAGGUGCACAAAGCGAGGAUUUGGUUGUACCUUUACUUGGCAUUGGUAAUCUCUUAAUAAAAGAAGGAAAAGUUGAAGAUGCUGAAAAUGCAUUUUCUAGGAUUGUGUCUAUUUAUCAGAAGAUCUAUGGGAAUAAAGACAGAAGAUUUGGAAUGGCCUUGUGUUCUCUGGCUCAUGCAAAAUGUGCAAAAGGGGAUGCUGAUCAAGCUAUUAAUCUAUAUAAAGAUGCUCUGAGGAUUCUCAAGGACUCAAAACAUAUUUCUUUGGAUGAUUCCAUGAUGGAUAAGAUAAGGAUAGAUCUUGUAGAAUUACUACAUAUCACAGGAAGAGGACAAGAAGGGCACGAGAUACUGGAGGAAUGCUUGUUAAUUGCAGAAGAAUGCUAUGGAAAAGAUCACCCAAACUAUGUUUUGCAUCUUAUAAACAUUGCUGCGUCGUAUUCAAACUCUAAGAAUUAUGUGGAAGCGGAGCGUUUACUUAGGAUAGGUGUAGCCAUCCUCACAAAAUCUGUGGGUCCCGACGAUCAAUCCGUCACGUUUCCUAAGCUACACCUUGCAGUUGCACUUUACAACCUACACAAGUAUGAUGAAGCAGAAAAGCUUGCACUCGAAGUGUUGCAUGUGCGAGAGAAGGCGUUUGGGAGAGAAUCUAUUCCAGUUGGGGAGGCUAUUGAAUGCUUAGUGAGUAUUCAGGCAAGAAUGGAUAAGACAUGCGAUAAUGAUGAAAUGGUGGAGUUACUGAAGAGGUUGUUAGUUAUCCAAGAGAAUGAAUUCGGUUACGAGAGCGAAGAUGCUCUUGAAACGCUGAAGAAAUUACUUUUUUACCUUGAUAAGUUGGGAAGGAAGGAAGAGAAGCUUCCUAUUCAGAAAAGAUUAACUUUGCUGAGGAAGAAAUUUUCCGAAAUGGUACAUUAUUAACGACGUUUUUAAGACAUUAUUGUUGUUUACUAUUUUUUUUACUGCCCCAGUUUUCGAGUCAUAUUUAUAUGAAAAUGUAUUUAAUUUAGCUAUGUUGUUAGUACUAAUAAGUAAUUUUGUUAGUCUGGUUGAUUUGAAUGA